GUUGUGGCCAGUGUUGGCAACUCGAUUCUUCCGGACUUCCACUACACAGAGGAGAGAGUUUACUGGGCAAAUAAAAAGGCAGGGGUCAUCUACAAAGCAGCAAUGGAUGGAACACAGAGACAGGUGCAUCCACAUACUACUAGUUCACCUUAAAAAAAUAUGAAACAGACUGUAACAUUACGGUGCCCAUAUAAGGACAAGAGUUACAGUCACCUCCCUCUUCAAAGAGUGUCUCGAUUAAUGCCACAACACCCUAAAAACAAACAAACAAUAACAACAAUUCCUUUCUUGAACUAACAUUCACACUUGUCUUUUCUUACUAGUACUGCAUUUGCUGAUAGCUACUUAUUGAGGAAGAUGUACAGUACCAGUCAAAAAUUUGGACACACCUACCCAUUUAAGUUUUAUUUUUUACCUUUAUUUAACUAGGCAAGUCAGUUAAGAACAAAUUCUUAUUUACAAUGACGGCCUACACCGGCCAAACCCGGACGACGCUGGGCCAAUUGUGCGCCGCCCUAUGGGACUCCCAAUCACGGCCGGUUGUGAUACAGCCUGGAAUCGAACCAGGGGGUCUGUAGUGACACCUCAAGCACUGAGAUGCAGUGCCUUAGACCACUGCGCCACUCGGGAGUUUCUUAUUUUUUAGUAUUUUCUACAUUGUAGAAUAAUAGUGAAUACAUCAAAACUAUGAAAUAACACAUAUGGAAUCAUGUAGUAAUCAAAAAAGUGUUAAACAAAUCAAAAUAUAUUUUAGAUUUUAGAUUCUUCAAAGUAGCCACCCUUUACCUUGAUGACAGCUUUACACACUCUUGGCAUUCUCUCAACCAGGAGGAGGUGUGAUAGUGUGGGGUGCUUUGCUGGUGACAGUGUCUGUGAUUUGUUUAGAAUUCAAGGCACAAUUAACCAGCAUGGCUACCACAGCAUUCUGCAGCGAUACACCAUCCCAUCAGGUUUGCGCUUAGUGGGACUAUCAUUUGUUUUUCAACAGGAAAACACUUCCAGGCUGUGUAAGGGCUAUUUGACCAAGAAGGAUAGUGAUGGAGUGCUGCAUCAGAUGACCUGGCCUCCACAAUCACCCGACCUCAACCCAAUUGAGAUGGUUUGGGAUGAGUUGGACCGCAGAGUGAAGGAAAAGCAGCCAACAAGUGCUCAGCAUAUGUGGGAACUCCUUCAAGACUGUUCGAAAAGCAUUCCUAAUGAAGCUGGUUGAGAAAGUAGUGUGGCUACUUUGAAGAAUCUAAAAUCUAAAAUAUAUUUUGAUUUGUUUAACACUUUUCUGGUUACUACAUGAUUCCAUAUGUCUUAUUUCAUAGUUUUGAUGUGUUCACUAUUAUUCUACAAUGUAGAAAAUAUUAAAAAUAAAGAAAAACCCUUGAAUGAGUAGGUUUGUCCAAACUUUUGACUGGGAGUGUAUGUGAUUUCUAUGAUGGUGAUUUGCGUUUGUCUCUCUUAGUUAUCUUAAAAUGAAUGCACUGUAAGUCGAUCUGGAUAAGAACGUCUGCUAAAUGACUAAAAUGUAAAGUAUAAUGUCAAAUGCUGUCCUAUUAUGGACACUGUAUUAUGACUCUGAGGCUGUCCUAAUAUGGACACGGUAUUACCUACUAUUUGUCAGUGGACCAUAUGCUAAUCUCUAUUUCAUGCGAGGUUGAGUCAAUGACAUGAAUGGUUCUAGAUCCACAACUGUACUGCAUCCUUUUUAGAAGCUGUACUUGUCUGAGAAAGGCAUCUCAGGCCUUGUGUUCGACUGGGUUCACAACUUUGUCAUCUGGACCAGUGGAGAAAAGGGAACUAUCAAAAGAGUGGAUCCAAAUAGGAUAAAUGAAAGGACUCUUCUAAGACAUUUAUCGGAGCCAAAUUCCAUAGCAGUCGCCCCAAAUGACAGGUAACACCAUACAUUAUCUCAACAUGUACCUCUAUAUGUUUUCAAGCAACUAUGAGUAUGUUUAGAGCACUGACAACAAACAUGCCAAUGCAGGUCCUUAAAGUACAGUUACCCGCCAUCUUGUUUGUGGGUUAGUAUAAUGCUGUGCCCCUUCUAACACGACUGGCACAUAGGUGUAAUCCGGCAGACUUCCUCUCACAUCUGCCUGAUCCUCACAUACCUCCGCUCUCUGGUCAGAGACAAGGGAGCCAUUUUGACCCUCAGAGGCAAUUGCUUAACGCUAGAUAUGUAUUAGUGAAGUACACCGAUACACAAAUACAUGUCUAAACACACAACAUGUACAACAAAGUGUUUGUCGCUUAUGUGAAUUAAUAUCAAUGCAUUUUCAAGAGAUACAUUUGGGAGUAAAUAACCAUACUUUCCAAAUGAACAAGACAAUACCACCUUUGGUUAAGGAACAGCACAGACCUUAAAGGGUAAUCCCUUUCUUGACACAUAUCAGUGGUUCAGCAGCACUGUCUUACCUUGGCAGAUCUUCCUAUCAGGAAGCAGAGCGUAACCUUUGGGACAUGUGCAAAAGUAGGAGCCUGGAAUGUUCUCACAGCCCAAGGAACAGCCGUGGUCCCACAGGCCACACUCAUUGACAUCUAGGAUGUGAUUAAUGUAUGUUUAGUCAAAUUAUUUAUUAGUAAUCCCAGGUAAUCAUCCAUUUCACACUUAAUAAUUAAUAGAAUAAAUAUGUAACACUGAAAUGUCAUAAUAUCACAUCAUAUAGCAUAGCACAGCAUUGGUGCUAAACUAAUGGAUAUCAUACCUUCACAGUAGUUCCCGUGUUUGCUAAUGUCAAAACCUUCAGUGCACUGGCAGAUCUCCUGCUCAGCAGGGUUGGAGCAAACAUUCACACAUUCUCCUGUACGACCAUCCCACUCUGCAUUGAAACGGUUAUAGAUAGAACAGGUUUAGAACAGAGUUCAUGGUUUUGGAAAAUAGUUUUAGAACAGAGCUCAAGGUUUUAGUACAGAGUUUUAGAACAGAGUUGAAGGUUUUGGAACAGAGUUUUAGAACAGAGUUCAAGGUUUUGAAAAAUAGUUUUAGAACAGAGUUCAGAGUUUUGUAACAUAGUUUUAGAACAGAGUUUUAGGACAAAGUUAAAGGUUUGGAACAGAGUUUUAGAACAGAGUUCAGGAUUUUAGAACCGAGUUCAAUGUCUUGGAACAGAGUUUUAGAACAGAGUUUUAGAACAGAGUUCAAAGUUUUAGAACAGAGUUUUAGAACAGAGUUCAGGAUUUUAGAACCGAGUUCAAUGUCUUGGAACAGAAUUUUAGAACAGAGUUUUAGAACAGAGUUCAAAGUUUUAGAACAGAGUUCAGGGUUUUAGAACAGAGGUCAGGGUUUUAGAACAGAGUUCAGGGUUUUAGAACAGAGUUUUAGAAGAGAGUUCAAGGUUUUAGAACAGAGUUUUAGAACAGAGUUCAAGGUCUUGGAACUGAGUUUUAGAACAGAGUUCAAGGUCUUGGAAAAUAGUUUUAGAACAGAGUUCAAGGUUUUAGAACAGUUUUAGAACAGAUUUUUAAAAAAUAGUUCAUGGUACGUCUCAAUGUGGAGUAAGACCACAUUUAUUGAGGAAUGAGGAAACAGACCUUGAACUCUGACCGGGAAAGACAGGCAUGGAGUCUUCAAUUGGCUGGUUGAGGGGAUGUACCACCUUGACAGCAAUAGGGGGGUUUGUCAUUUGCUUUAGGUUGACGUUAUCUGCCUCACCCCCUGAGUACUUACUGAAUUACCAUAUGGUCCGUGAUGUCACAUCAGUGUAAUAGACUUGCUCCAGGAACACAGACAUCCCCAAAGACUGAGACCUGGUGGGAAGAAUAUUGAGAAGUUAGCAAUGAUAUAUACCGAUCUACAAGUGAUAUCUAAUUAUAUAUUGUUCUAGUGCCAAAUAUAGAUAGCUGCCCUAAUGCAACAUGGUCUCAUUAGAAUAUGUCAACAUAGUGAACCAUUGUAGUUACAAAUUAGUGACUUAAUAACUAGAAUUACAUAUUCUGCUUACCGUAGUGGCUGAUCAAUGACAUUGAUAACAUUCCCAUUGUAGUCACAUGAUCCAAUGGCACUUUCUCCCUCCAGACUGAACUGGACCCAGAACAGUCUCUUGUCCGUCCGGUUGACCGACAGUGCUCCCAGUCUCUCCGAAAUCUUCAGCACUGUAGUGAUCAUCUCUCCAGCUACAUCCGACCUCUGGAUACUGGGUGUGAUCGCUUCGGACAACCAGAAUAUAAAUCUGAGGAAAGGAAUAGUGGUUUUAGGGAUAAGGAAGUGGCCCACACUGAAGACUUGAAAUCAGGUAAUGUCUAGUCAUUUGUGAUUACACCAAAUGUAUCCAUCCACAUUAGCACAAGGUAAGAUUGAAUGUACACUAAAACACAUUAGUGAACAGGAGGGAAUUUCAUGUAGGAAAAAUAAAGAGAAUCUAAAAAAACUGUCUAAGUGAGUUUAUCUUGUGUUCAUAUAGACGUUUUCCUCACUAUGUCAGGAUGUCAGUGUGAUGCGGUAGGACGAAGUCAGGCGCAGGACACAGAGCUAAUCGAAAAAGUACUUUACUCGUAGGUAACGUAAAUAACAUAACCUCCACGCAGGGAGGAAACAAACCUGCUCACCAGACGACAACCAAACAUGAACAAACACGCACAACAUACAGUGGGAGCCAGAGGGUUAAAUAGAGAAGUAAUCAAUACCUAAUGGGAACCAGGUGUGAACAAUAAAGACAAGACAAGUAGAACACAGAACAUAGAUCGGUAGCAGCUAGUACUCCGGUGACGACGAACGCCGAAGCCUGCCCGAGCAAGGAGGAGGAGCAGCCUCGGCUGAAUCCGUGACACACUAGUUCCAACCAACAUCAGUAGUUCCCACAUCAUAUGCUGUGGUAUUUUUACACAUUCAUCCUUACACAGCCUUUUGUGGUAUUUGGGGGCCCUGUGUGGCAGGUAUCAAAGCCCUGUUUGGGGCCCCUUUGUGACAGUUAUCAAAUCCCUGUUUGGGGCCCCUUUGCGACAGGUAUCAAAGCCCUGUUUGGGUCCCCUUUGUAACAGGUAUCAAAGCCCUGUUUGGGUCCCCUUUGCGACAGGUAUCAAAGCUCUGGUUGGUUCCCCUUUGCGUCAGGUAUCAAAGCCCUGUUUGGGUCCCCUUUGCAACAGGUAUGAAAGCCCUGUUUGGGUCCCAUUUGUGACAGGUAUUAAAGCCCUGUUUGGGUCCCCUUUGCGACAGGUAUCAAAGCCCUGGUUGGGGCCCCUAGACUUUACCUUGACCCCUGAGGCCUAAUAAAAGAGACCAGACAGACAGAAGCUAGGUGCCAACUCUCACCCAGGUUAUAUAGGUCAAAUCACAGACUCUUAGUGGAGAGGACUUAGUCCUGUGACUGGCUGUAUAUAAGAGCCUGGGGGGUCACUGGAGAGUAAGGUGUAAGGUAGACAGAGAAAAGAGAGGAAGAAAGGUCAGGGUACAAAAUGUUGAAUAUAGGCCCUACCUUGUUUUUAAGCUGAUGCAGAAUAUGUUGUUUUCAAGGAUACCUUGAGCCAAAGUGGUCUUAAUCAUCAUGGAGACGACUGGUUCCUACUCAGAAAUUGAAUUCUUAUUGUGUGGUAGAUGUGUAUUUACAUGUAGUGUAUGUGGUAGCUUAGUAGCUUUUAAAUGCUAGUGUAUGUAGGCACUCUGCAUCAAUGGCUUGGCAACACUCAAACCUUCAGUGGUGCAUUCAAUUACUCAUGAGAAAAUGGUAUUACUAGAUUACGAACAAACCCAAGUUAAUUGGUUUAACCUACAUCCUAGAAUUAAAAAAAACACAACACAAUACAACACACUACAAUACGACACGACAGACACAAUACAACACAAUACAAUACAACACAACAUGACAUGACACGACACAACACAAUACAACACACCAGAACACAACACACCAAAAUACAACACACACACACACAACAAAACAAACACAACAAACACACACACAACACACAAACAAAAAAAAAAACCCACCAGAACACAACACACCAAAAUACAACACAACACAAUACAACGCAACACAACACACCACACCACACAAAAAUACAACCCACCAAAAUGCAACACAACACAACACACCACAAUACAACCCACCAAAAUACAACACACCGCAGUACAACACACCAAAACACAAUACCACACCACAAUACAACCCACCAAAACACAACACACAAAAAUACAACACACACCACAAUACAACCAACCAGAACACAACACACCAAAACACAAUACAAAAAACCACACUACAACACACCAAAAUAUAACACAACACAACACACCAUAAUACAACCCACCAGAACAAAAUAUACCACACCACAACACAACACAACACAACACAAUACAACACACCCCAAUACAACACACCACAAUACAACCCAAUACAACAAACCACACCACAGCACAAUACAAUCCACCAAAAUACAACACAACACAAAACAGCACAAUACAACCCACCAGAACACAACACACCAAAACACACCACACAACACAACAAACCACACCACAACCCACCAGAACAAAAUACAACACACCACAACACACCAAAAUACAACACACCACAACACAGCACAAUACAAUACAACACAUCACAAUACAACCCACCAGAACACAACACACCACAACACACCAUACACACACACCAACACACACCACAAUACAACACCACACACCACAAUACAACACAACACAACAAACCACACCACAACACACCACAACACAAUACACCACACCACACCACAAUACAAGCCACCAGAACACAACACACCAAAAUACAACUCACCACAAUACAACACAACAACACAACACACCACACCACAACAGACCACAACACAACAACACAACACACCACAAUACAACACAACACAACACAACUAGCAUUCAUGUUUUGGACCUUUUCACAAGCUAAACAUUUUUUCACCAUUUUCUAUCAUUUGAAUCAAUAUUACUCUGCUUGAAAGAUACAAAAGAUCUCACACAUCAGAAAUUGUACAAGCAAGACUGUCCAAGACUGUCUUCACUGACAUAUGAGGAUAUUCACCAUGUGAAAGGAGAGUGUGAAAGCACAUGUUGCUAAGAGAUGACUGUUUAAUUGGGAAGCAGCCAGAGCUGCCUUGAACUCCACCCCAUUAGAGCCAUAUGAAGAGGCUUUUAGCCAGCAAUAUUGAUUCAACAAAGGUAUCAACACAGAGCAGCACACAUUGAAAAGGGACUGCCAAUGAAGUAGCUAAUUCUAUAGCAAUAGUGAGUCAGCCAGGAAACGAUGUGAGCGUAUAGAGCACAUGGACAGCUACCAACCACAAACUGCCACAUCAUAAUACUACUAUGUACUGUGUACUCACCUUCAGUUUCUCUAGAAAAGUACAUUUCUCUAGAAGUACUUCAUUUCAAAUCUUACGUCACGUCCGGUCACGUCCGGUCCAAGAUGUGGGUCCGGUGUAGGUCACUUCUGAAAUCCCAAACAUCACAGUCCUCCAGGUUUAUAUUUUGUGUGAUGGGAUAAUGAGCAUUAUCAUGCACUAUACGCUAUCUACCAUCUAUGAUUGAGAAUCUCUGUUCCUUUUGGAAAGCUCCAGAGCUGAUCUUCGGCCAUGGUAAGGCCAUAUACCGAUUAGAACAAAAGGGUUGUGGCCAGUGUUGGCAACUCGAUUCUUCCGGACUUCCACUACACAGAGGAGAGAGUUUACUGGGCAAAUAAAAAGGCAGGGGUCAUCUACAAAGCAGCAAUGGAUGGAACACAGAGACAGGUGCAUCCACAUACUACUAGUUCACCUUAAAAAAAUAUGAAACAGACUGUAACAUUACGGUGCCCAUAUAAGGACAAGAGUUACAGUCACCUCCCUCUUCAAAGAGUGUCUCGAUUAAUGCCACAACACCCUAAAAACAAACAAACAAUAACAACAAUUCCUUUCUUGAACUAACAUUCACACUUGUCUUUUCUUACUAGUACUGCAUUUGCUGAUAGCUACUUAUUGAGGAAGAUGUACAGUACCAGUCAAAAAUUUGGACACACCUACCCAUUUAAGUUUUAUUUUUUACCUUUAUUUAACUAGGCAAGUCAGUUAAGAACAAAUUCUUAUUUACAAUGACGGCCUACACCGGCCAAACCCGGACGACGCUGGGCCAAUUGUGCGCCGCCCUAUGGGACUCCCAAUCACGGCCGGUUGUGAUACAGCCUGGAAUCGAACCAGGGGGUCUGUAGUGACACCUCAAGCACUGAGAUGCAGUGCCUUAGACCACUGCGCCACUCGGGAGUUUCUUAUUUUUUAGUAUUUUCUACAUUGUAGAAUAAUAGUGAAUACAUCAAAACUAUGAAAUAACACAUAUGGAAUCAUGUAGUAAUCAAAAAAGUGUUAAACAAAUCAAAAUAUAUUUUAGAUUUUAGAUUCUUCAAAGUACCCACCCUUUACCUUGAUGACAGCUUUACACACUCUUGGCAUUCUCUCAACCAGGAGGAGGUGUGAUAGUGUGGGGUGCUUUGCUGGUGACAGUGUCUGUGAUUUGUUUAGAAUUCAAGGCACAAUUAACCAGCAUGGCUACCACAGCAUUCUGCAGCGAUACACCAUCCCAUCAGGUUUGCGCUUAGUGGGACUAUCAUUUGUUUUUCAACAGGAAAACACUUCCAGGCUGUGUAAGGGCUAUUUUACCAAGAAGGAGAGUGAUGGAGUGCUGCAUCAGAUGACCUGGCCUCCACAAUCACCCGACCUCAACCCAAUUGAGAUGGUUUGGGAUGAGUUGGACCACAGAGUGAAGGAAAAGCAGCCAACAAGUGCUCAGCAUAUGUGGGAACUCCUUCAAGACUGUUCGAAAAGCAUUCCUAAUGAAGCUGGUUGAGAAAGUAGUGUGGCUACUUUGAAGAAUCUAAAAUCUAAAAUAUAUUUUGAUUUGUUUAACACUUUUCUGGUUACUACAUGAUUCCAUAUGUCUUAUUUCAUAGUUUUGAUGUGUUCACUAUUAUUCUACAAUGUAGAAAAUAUUAAAAAUAAAGAAAAACCCUUGAAUGAGUAGGUUUGUCCAAACUUUUGACUGGGAGUGUAUGUGAUUUCUAUGAUGGUGAUUUGCGUUUGUCUCUCUUAGUUAUCUUAAAAUGAAUGCACUGUAAGUCGAUCUGGAUAAGAACGUCUGCUAAAUGACUAAAAUGUAAAGUAUAAUGUCAAAUGCUGUCCUAUUAUGGACACUGUAUUAUGACUCUGAGGCUGUCCUAAUAUGGACACGGUAUUACCUACUAUUUGUCAGUGGACCAUAUGCUAAUCUCUAUUUCAUGCGAGGUUGAGUCAAUGACAUGAAUGGUUCUAGAUCCACAACUGUACUGCAUCCUUUUUAGAAGCUGUACUUGUCUGAGAAAGGCAUCUCAGGCCUUGUGUUCGACUGGGUUCACAACUUUGUCAUCUGGACCAGUGGAGAAAAGGGAACUAUCAAAAGAGUGGAUCCAAAUAGGAUAAAUGAAAGGACUCUUCUAAGACAUUUAUCGGAGCCAAAUUCCAUAGCAGUCGCCCCAAAUGAC
Coregonus sp. 'balchen' is the source of this 9440-nucleotide messenger RNA. NCBI's taxonomy places the organism in Eukaryota, Metazoa, Chordata, Actinopteri, Salmoniformes, Salmonidae. The record is from the annotation of a GenBank genome assembly.